UGUAAGUCAGAGUGGCCGAGGAGACUGGGAGAGAGGGAGUGCGAGCUGGCUCCCCGCCGGCCAGGCUUCCUCUGUGCUGUCUCCGGCUGUGCCGGGUCCUGGCUUGUGGCCCCCUGCCAUGCAGGCGCUCUAGGGGGUGGGGGGCAGUAUGAAGGGGGGCGAGCGUCCUUAUUCCCGAUAUCCUGCGGUGGGUUGGUUUCUUUCAAAGUGCUGCUGCUGCUGCCCGUGCAAAGAUGCUUACUCAGCCUCUUCGGGUGAAAAUGGAGGCAAGUCAGAGUCUGUGGCCAAUCUCCAACCUCAGUCUUCCUUAAACUCCAUCCAGAGCUCUCCAGGUCCCAAACGUUCCACCAACACCCUCAAGAAAUGGUUGACCAGUCCCGUUCGUAGGCUUAACAGCGGCAAAGCCGAGAGCAACAUCAAAAAACAGAAGAAAGUACGCGAUGGUCGGAAAAGUUUCGAUCUGGGAUCCCCCAAGACUGGCGACGAAACCACCCCACAGGGGGACAGUGCUGAUGAGAAGAGCAAGAAAGGUUGGGGUGAAGAUGAACCAGACGAAGAGUCCCACACACCACUUCCUCCUCCAAUGAAAAUCUUUGACAACGACCCCACGCAGGAUGAAAUGUCCUCCUCUUUGCUAGCAGCCCGGCAGGGCUCCGCUGAUGUGCCCACUGCUGCGGACCUUGUCAGUGCAAUAGAAAAACUGGUCAAAAGUAAACUGAGCCUAGAAGGAGGUUCUUACCGAGGGAGCUUGAAAGACCCCACGGGUUGUCUGAAUGAAGGGAUGACUCCACCUACACCACCUCGGAACCUGGAAGAGGAGCAGAAAGCCAAAGCCCUCAGGGGCAGGAUGUUUGUCCUGAAUGAGCUGGUCCAGACAGAGAAAGACUAUGUUAAGGACCUGGGGAUUGUGGUGGAGGGAUUCAUGAAGAGAAUAGAAGAAAAGGGAGUCCCUGAAGACAUGCGGGGGAAAGACAAGAUCGUGUUUGGCAAUAUCCAUCAGAUUUAUGACUGGCAUAAAGAUUUUUUCCUGGCUGAACUGGAAAAAUGUAUUCAGGAGCAAGACCGGCUAGCACAACUUUUUAUUAAGCAUGAGCGGAAAUUGCACAUCUACGUGUGGUACUGUCAGAAUAAACCACGGUCAGAGUACAUAGUCGCGGAAUACGAUGCCUACUUUGAAGAGGUGAAACAAGAAAUCAGCCAGAGGCUGACACUUAGUGACUUCCUCAUCAAACCCAUUCAGAGAAUAACCAAGUACCAGCUGCUGCUCAAGGACUUCCUAAGGUACAGCGAGAAGGCUGGUCUGGAGUGUGCAGAUAUUGAGAAAGCAGUGGAGUUAAUGUGCCUUGUUCCAAAACGCUGCAAUGACAUGAUGAACCUGGGACGUCUGCAGGGCUUUGAGGGCACCCUGACGGCCCAGGGAAAGCUGCUUCAACAGGAUACCUUCUACGUGAUUGAGCAGGAUGCAGGCAUGCAGUCCCGGACCAAGGAGAGGCGUGUGUUCCUCUUUGAACAGAUUGUCAUCUUCAGUGAGCUUCUUCGGAAGGGCUCUCUCACACCAGGCUACAUGUUCAAAAGAAGCAUCAAGAUGAACUACCUUGUCUUGGAAGAGAAUGUGGACAAUGACCCCUGUAAGUUUGCCCUUAUGAGCCGGGAAACAUCAGAAAGGGUCAUUCUACAGGCAGCCAAUGCAGACAUCCAACAAGCUUGGGUUCAGGACAUUAACCAAGUCUUGGAUACACAGCGAGAUUUUUUAAAUGCGCUUCAGUCACCCAUUGAGUAUCAGCGGAAGGAACGGAGCACGGCCGUCAUGAGGACCCAGCCUCCCAGAGUACCUCAGACCAGCCCCAGGCCCUACUCUGCUGUCUCUGUGGGGGCUGAAAAGCCCCCAAAGGGCUCCAGCCGUAACCCAUCACUGCCACCCCUGAAGAUAUCUACCUCCAAUGGCAGUCCAGGGUUUGACUACCACCAGCCCGGGGACAAGUAUGAACCCAGCAAGAAUGACAUGGGAGGGUGCAAUGGGACCUCAUCCAUGGCAGUGAUCAAAGAUUACUACGCACUGAAAGAGAAUGAGAUCUGUGUGAGCCAGGGCGAGGUGGUCCAGGUCCUCGCCGUCAACCAGCAGAACAUGUGCCUGGUCUACCAGCCCGCUAGCGAUCAUUCCCCUGCAGCCGAGGGCUGGGUCCCAGGCACCAUCCUGGCACCCCUCACCAAAGCCACAGCUGCAGCAGAAAAUAGCGACGGAAGCAUCAAGAAGUCAUGUUCAUGGCAUACCCUACGCAUGAGAAAGCGGGCGGAAAUGGAGAACACGGGUAAAAAUGAAUCCACAGGGCCUCGUAAAUCCAAGGAGAUUCUGGGCAACAAAGUCUCAGUUAAAGAGACGAACAGUUCCGAGGAGUCAGAGUGUGAUGAUCUUGACCCUAAUACUAGUAUGGAGAUCUUGAAUCCAAAUUUUAUCCAAGAAGUUGCCCCUGAAUUCCUCAUGCCCCUGAUGGAUGUGACCUGCUUGCUGGGUGAUACCGUGACCCUGCAGUGCAAAGUGUGUGGGAGACCGAAGCCCAACAUUAUCUGGAAGGGACCUGACCAGAAUAUCCUGGACAAUGACAACAGCACGGCCACAUAUACAGUCUCCUCCUGUGAUUCUGGUGAAAUCACUCUGAAGAUCUGCAACCUGAUGCCCCAGGACAGCGGGAUUUACACGUGUGUAGCAACAAAUGACCACGGGACUGCAUCAACGUCAGCUACAAUCAAGGUGCAAGGUGUUCCAGCAGCACCGAACCGUCCCAUUGCCCAGGAAAGGAGCUGCACAUCAGUGAUUCUCCGAUGGCUGCCUCCAUCCAGCACAGGGAACUGCACCAUCUCUGGUUACACCGUGGAGUACAGGGAAGAAGGUUCCCAGGUCUGGCAGCAGUCUGUGGCUUCAACUUUGGACACUUACCUAGUCAUUGAAGACCUGAGCCCAGGAUGCCUUUACCAGUUCAGAGUCAGUGCCAGCAACCCCUGGGGGAUCAGCUUACCCAGCGAACCCUCUGAGUUUGUGAGACUCCCAGAAUAUGAUGCUGCGGCUGAUGGUGCUACCAUUUCCUGGAAGGAAAAUUUUGACUUAGCUUACACAGAGCUGAAUGAAAUUGGAAGGGGUCGGUUCUCCAUCGUGAAAAAGUGCAUUCACAAAGCUACUCGAAAAGAUGUUGCUGUGAAAUUCAUUAGCAAAAAAAUGAAGAAGAAGGAACAAGCAGCCCAUGAGGCUGCCCUCCUCCAGCAUCUGCAACACCCUCAGUAUGUCACGCUCCACGAUACCUACGAGUCGCCCACGUCUUACAUCUUGGUCUUGGAACUGAUGGAUGAUGGCCGACUCUUGGACUAUCUUAUGAAUCAUGAUGAACUUAUGGAAGAAAAAGUUGCUUUCUACAUCCGAGAUACCAUGGAAGCCUUACAGUAUCUACACAAUUGCAGGGUUGCUCAUUUGGACAUCAAGCCAGAAAACCUGCUCAUUGACUUACGGAUCCCAGUGCCUCGAGUGAAGCUCAUUGAUUUGGAGGAUGCUGUCCAGAUCUCAGGUCAUUUCCAUAUCCACCACCUGCUAGGGAAUCCAGAGUUUGCUGCCCCAGAGGUGAUCCAGGGCAUCCCUGUCUCCUUGGGCACAGACAUCUGGAGCAUUGGAGUUUUGACCUAUGUCAUGUUGAGCGGUGUUUCCCCCUUUCUGGAUGAGAGCAAAGAGGAGACAUGCAUCAAUGUAUGUAGGGUGGACUUCAGUUUCCCCCACGAGUACUUCUGUGGGGUCAGCAACACAGCGAGGGAUUUCAUCAAUGUGAUGUUACAGGAAGAUUUCCGGCGGAGGCCCACGGCGGCCACCUGCCUGCAACACCCCUGGCUGCAGCCCCAUAAUGGCAGCUACUCCAAAAUCCCCCUGGAUACCUCACGACUGGCCUGCUUCAUAGAACGCCGGAAGCACCAGAAUGAUGUUCGCCCAGUUCCCAAUGUCAAGAGCUUCAUUGUCAGUCGGAUGAACCAAGGGACAUAAGCUUGUUCCCUGCCCUUGAGGCUCGACUGGGAUGCACAGUGUGAGCAAAAGUGAGACAAUGUUGGGCUGUAAAUAGUUCUGUGUUAAACCAUUUGACUUCCUGCAGUUCCCCAGAUUGAGUGAUGUACCUCAUGCACCUUUUUCCAGUGAUUAUUCAGUGUCUAAACAACAGUAAAAACCCACCCUAUAUCUAGGAGUUUUCUGAUAGCUGGACACUUACCCUCUCUAUAAGGUUAUUCUACAAAGGCAAAGAAUAAGCUACGUAUUGGGAUUGUGGAAAAUAGAAGGGGUGAGGGUAAAGAGGCCUGCAUGGCUAUUUUCAGGUGGACUUGGGUCAAAAUGGAAAAUGAUGAGUUCCUAGUGGAGUCUUAAAUGGAAUCAACUGAAGCUCAUGCUAGCGAGCCAAUUCAGAACUGAAAAGCAUUCUCUUCGAUGAGAUCUUCAAAAACAGCCAUAGAGUUCUGUGUAAGAGAGGUGGCCCGUCUGUCAACUGCUCCAGUUUAGGUGUAUUACAUAUAAUUUCUUAAUACAAAUAUAUGUGAGCAUACAGUAGAACAUAUCCACCCAGGUUCCAGGGUUUUAUGAUAUAUGUGUACAUAUGUAUGUAAAAUAGAUAUAGCUUUAAAAUCAACCUUUCUGUGCUAGAGUUAAAACAGUUAUUUAUAGGAGCAGUAAGUCGUUUUGACUUAAGCACAAUUAGAUGACGGAUUUUUUAAAAAGUAUUUUAUAAAACCUUGUACAAAAAUCUUUUACCAAAACCAGAGGAAUUGAUGUUACCCCCUUUUUUUUCCAGUAUCUGUAAACUCAUGACUUUGCUUCCAGCUGAAGGUUUAUUUGAUGAACACUAACUUGUGUCUAUCAAAAUUCUCCUGUUUCACUGACAGCUCAGAAGUCACCUGGUAGAGAAAUCUGCUGGAGAGCUAGGUCAGCAAUGGAAUUUAAAAUGUACUUGUCUAUUCAUGGAUAAUGAACAAAUCCAGGGGCCUAUUUUUAUGUCUCCACCUGAUUUUGAGAUAGGUCCAUGAAUAUAAUAUGUUCAUUUGAUAGGGCCAUUAGAAAACUUUCUUACAGUUCUUAUCCACGAGGGACCAGAAUUCUAGUUUCUUCUACAGACAUGCAUCAGACACUGGGAAGGUUCCCUUGUAUCCUUAUCACUGCUAACAGCAGUAAUGUUUGCCUACUAGGAGAAGGCAGCCAUACGUCUCUUUUCAAACACCUGGAAGAAGCAAAAUUCCUAGAGAAAUGGGUGAGAAAUGUGUGGACUAUCCUUUUGGUUCCUGGGUUUCCAAAUGUUACCAGAACCAGUUUUGUUUUGGUUUUUUUUU
Messenger RNA from Trichosurus vulpecula (common brushtail), 5343 nucleotides. It is a transcript of the gene KALRN, whose product is annotated as kalirin RhoGEF kinase. Gene Ontology annotation, molecular function: protein binding; guanyl-nucleotide exchange factor activity; protein kinase activity. Gene Ontology annotation, cellular component: cytoplasm; postsynaptic density. Bases 149 to 4018 code for a protein of 1289 amino acids. The transcript has 27 exons. The record is from RefSeq and is a predicted model, not a curated record. Gene Ontology annotation, biological process: protein phosphorylation; axon guidance; intracellular signal transduction. NCBI's taxonomy places the organism in Eukaryota, Metazoa, Chordata, Mammalia, Diprotodontia, Phalangeridae.